UGUGAAUCUGACAGUUGUCGUGACAUAAUUUGUUAUAUAUGAAAAUAAAUAAAUUCAAUGCAGAAUAAUGGUUAUAUGAUUGUUAGAGACACAUUUAGUUCUUUUUAUUUUUUGUUCUGAUACAACUUCACUAUUGGAAGUAGUCUUAAUAAUUCAAAAGUCCACUGUUCUAGAACCUUGGUCUGAAGGCUAACAAAAGCUACGUUUCGUUCUAGUUAAUGUAAUGAGUCAUUAUCGUCUACAUGAUCAUUCUAAAUACGCUCACAGUACUCAUUCAAAUUGCGUUCAUAGUUUUUAUGACACUGUUGUCUAUGAACAUAAUAAAAUACUUCACGGGUGUCGGUAAGAUGGUGAUGGUAGCCCCAGCCCUUUUCGUUAACCAUGGCGGAGGUCCGAUGCCUUUGCUUGGGGAAAAAGAUCAUUUAGGACUCACCAAGUUCCUAAGAGACGAAGUGAAGAAACAUGUAAACCUUAAGGAAAUUAAAGCGAUAGUGCUUGUGACCGCACAUUGGGAAGAAAGUGAGGUAACGAUAUCGUCGGGAGAUCGCCACGAACUUUAUUUCGACUACUACGGCUUUCCUCCAGAGACUUACAAGUACAAGUAUGACGCCCCCGGUGAUCCUGAACUCGCGAAACGAAUUCAGACCGCACUGAAAAAGGCUGGCAUACAUUCUAAGUUGGAUCCCAAAAGAGGUUGGGACCAUGGAGUUUUUGUUCCAAUGCUUUUGAUAAAUCCAGCAGCUGACAUACCAAUAAUACAAAUAUCCGUGCUCUCGAACCAGGAUCCCGAAGAGCAUUACAACAUUGGCCAAGUAUUGAAACAGUUCCGCAAAGAAGGUAUCGCUAUAUUUGGCUCGGGAAUGUCUUAUCACAAUAUGAGAGAGUUCUUCUAUGGACGUAACGCUGGCAGGGUUGUUAACGAGGAGUUUGAUGAGUUUUUGAAUGAUGCUUGUACAUCAGGGAACAGCGUGAGAAAGGAGAAGUUGUUGUUGUGGGACCAGCAACCGGGAGCGAGGGAGGCUCAUCCGACACGAGCCGCAGAACAUUUGAUGCCGCUGAUAGUUAUCGCUGGUGCUGGAGGGGAUGGACCCGGUGAAAGGAUCUUCAACUGGGACAUGAGCGGAACGUUUAGACUAAGUGGAUUCAUAUGGAAAAAUGACUGAGAUUCGUUAUUAACUAUUUAAAUGGCCGUCUUGAUAUUUUGUAAGAAUUUAGACGCUUACAUUCAAGAAAUAAGUGCAAAUUUAUUUAAUUCGCAAAGAAAGUUAAGAUAUUUAUUAUUUAAGAUGAAGAGAAUGGAAAAUUUAAUUGACUUUUUCUGAUCAAAAAUGCUUAAACAAUACAAAAAUAUUAUAAAUUAGUAUCGGUUAGUGAAAAUUUCUGUUCAAAUCUGAUUAAUUAUAACAUAUAGACAUUUGUGAUCAGACAAAUGAUGAUCGCCCGGAACUUACUAUGCUACUGUCAGUGUGUUGGUGAUUGUCUAUCCGCUCAUUGUUUUCGAUGUAACCGAGACACAGAUUUUAGACUAUAUGGGACCACUAUAAAAUAUUGUUUUUGUUAAAAUAUAUUUAGUCUUAAAAUAA
Molecule: messenger RNA, 1583 nt
Organism: Danaus plexippus (monarch butterfly)
Lineage: Eukaryota; Metazoa; Arthropoda; Insecta; Lepidoptera; Nymphalidae
Exons: 1
Coding region: 243-1163 (306 amino acids)
Molecular function (GO): ferrous iron binding; zinc ion binding; oxidoreductase activity, acting on single donors with incorporation of molecular oxygen
Source: RefSeq, a predicted model, not a curated record